Molecule: messenger RNA, 1260 nt
Organism: Ichthyophthirius multifiliis
Lineage: Eukaryota; Ciliophora; Oligohymenophorea; Hymenostomatida
Product: leucine rich repeat protein
Exons: 6
Cellular component (GO): centrosome
Molecular function (GO): protein binding
Source: RefSeq, a predicted model, not a curated record
AUGUCUAGUAAAUCUAUAUAACAUAUAUCCAUUGCUUAGAAUAAAAUUAGUGGUGAUUAAAUAGAACUUAUAUGUAAUUCAUUAAGAAAUAACAAGAUUAUUCUCUCUUUAGACCUUAGAUGGAACAAAAUAGGUACCAAAGGUGCCCAAAUGUUAAAAAAUGCUCUUAUUAAUAAUUAAACUUUACUAUACAUUGAUUUAGGAGGAAAUAAUAUUAAUGAAGAAACGCAAGAAGCAAUAGAAAAAAUCGUAUAAGAAAAUCUCAGAAGAAACCCCAUUCCUAGAGAUAGAAUAUUUGCAUUGGCUUCUUAAUAAUAAUCAAAUAUAUAAAAUGGAAAUUCUUAAUUUUAAUAAUAAUCUUAGUUAAAUUAUUAAAUUCCUAAUUAAGAAAGAGAAACAGUACCUAUGUUAAGUCAUUUAGAGAAUGUUUUAGAAAAAGAAAGGGCCCAUACAAUUUAAAUAAAAUAAAGACUAGAAGCUGAAUUAGAAGAGUUAUAGAGAAAAGAUAGAAACGAUUUAAGAACUAUUUAAGAAUUUGAAAAUAAAUGUGCAGAUUUAAAUAAUUAAAACCGAAUGCUUAAAUUUGAUAUUGAAAGACUUAGAGAGGAAUUUAUUAUUAUAGAAAAAAAUAAUAUUGAAUACAUUAAAACACAUGAAGAAAGACUAAGAAGUAAUGAUUUUUUAAUUCAUGAAAUGUAAAAAAAGCAUGCCAAUAAUUUAGAUAAAAUUAUUCAGGAAAACAAUUUUAGGAUAAGAGAAUUAGUUAGAGAUUGGGAAGGUAGAUGUAAAUAAUUAGAAGAAAGAGUAAGAAUAGUAGAAAGUGAAGGAUAGGAAUUGGAAUUAGAAUUAAAACGUGUUUAGGAGAAAAAAUUAGAUUUAUAAGUAAAACAUGAUGAAGAAUUGAUUGAUUUAGCCUAAAGAGUUGAGGAAAAUGAAAAUAAUAAAUAUAUAUCAAAUCUAAAUACAUUAGAAUCUAAAAUAAAAGCUAUUGAAAAUGGUAAAGAUUAUUAAAUUAAAAGAAAUUAAGAACUUGCUAAAGAAUAUGAAGAAAGAGAUAUUAAAGCAUCUGUAGAAUUAAGAGCUUUACAGGAAGAAUUAUAAGAUUUAAAAGGACAAAAUUAAGAAUUUAACUAAAAGAAUAAUGAAUUUAAAAUUUUAGCAGAAAAACUUAAGAAUGAUUUAGAAUUAAAGACACUAUUAUUGAAAAAAUUUAAAAAGAAAUUAAUCUACUUAAUGAAAAAAAAUAUUUUUUAAUAUUGA